UAUAUUUUUCAAAGUCGCAUCAUGAUCUGUAUGCCAGCUCUAAACUUGUUUUUGUACAAUGGCCUGUUGGUCUACAUAGCCAGAGAGGUGAAGCGCGUGGUCAGCGCUCCAUCGUCCAAUAUCAGUGGUUGGCGUCGAAUCCCCAUUAUCGGGAGAGUCUUUGCUCCUCAGCAGGCGAACCCUGCAGAAGAUGUGACGGAUUCCCCUGAGUUUAGCGACUUUCUGUGGUGCGUCAACCUAUAUGUGAACUUCCUGCUCCUUCUGCCAGUAUUCUUAAAGGUUCAUAACUUCAGCCUGCUGGUGGCCAUGGUUCUCAUGUGGAACUUCUACGUGUACCAGCGUCUGUUCGCUUUUUACCUGAGGCUGGUGUGGCACUUGUGGUGGAGUGAUCUUUGCUGGGCCUAUUACGCUCCUCUGGCUAUCCUUGGAUUCCUUAUGAGCUCAAUGCACUUGGGUCUGAUCGUCGGAACAAUGAAUCUGCAGACGAAGCGUCCCGAAGUCUCCUUGCGCCAGUCUUUACCACUGUCGGAGUAUCCUUCCCCAGAGCUGCCGCUACACAGAGCGGAGUCCGUCGAGUCGAUUGGCGAUGGCCCAAAACAUUGAGUUCUGAGCACAGGUUCAGGCGCCUUUAACUGGGCCGCCAUCAGUCAGGGGCUUAACCUUGCCGCAUCUACAAAUACUGGGUCGUUGGUUCAACUAAUAAAUAUGCCAGAAAACACCAGACACACAGAUACAGAUACCCGGCACGGCACGCACACACCCAAGCACCCCAAGCACACCCGCACACCAGGACAUGUACAAAUGAAUCGCAGCUGAGGGCUGGCCGAGCAUCGGGAAAUAAAACCAUUAAAUAUUUGCGGUUAAACGCACC
Messenger RNA from Drosophila eugracilis, 871 nucleotides. RefSeq lists its product as uncharacterized. The coding region runs from base 22 to 603 and encodes 193 amino acids. The transcript has 3 exons. Lineage: Eukaryota; Metazoa; Arthropoda; Insecta; Diptera; Drosophilidae. The record is from RefSeq and is a predicted model, not a curated record.